Messenger RNA from Brienomyrus brachyistius, 3999 nucleotides. RefSeq names its product nck-associated protein 1-like. Gene Ontology annotation, cellular component: SCAR complex. The record is from RefSeq and is a predicted model, not a curated record. The coding region runs from base 225 to 3629 and encodes 1134 amino acids. Gene Ontology annotation, biological process: cell morphogenesis; cortical actin cytoskeleton organization; cell migration. The transcript is spliced from 32 exons. NCBI's taxonomy places the organism in Eukaryota, Metazoa, Chordata, Actinopteri, Osteoglossiformes, Mormyridae.
CAAAAAUUGGGCCGGGGGUGACAUGAAUAGUAACACUCUCCUAUGUAAGCUAAGACAAGGAAAGGCGGGGCUGCCAUUGAAGGAUCUGCGUCAAAGUGCGCCUGCGCGUCGCAUCCUGCGAGUGCAGUGAAUAAAUCACGACACAUCUUGGUAAAUUACAGGGUUACACCGUCACACCUUUACAUCGCUACAUCCAGCAUCGCAGGCAGGCAAACGGCAACAGAAUGUCACGGGCCACGCUUCAGCCGAGCCAACAGAAGCUGGCGGAGAAACUGACCAUCAUGAACGACCGGGGCAUCGGGAUGCUCACCCGUGUCUACAACAUCAAAAAGCAAGGACAAGUUUGGAAGGCUUGCAGUGACCCUAAAGCAAAGCCCUCCUACCUGGUCGACAGAAACUUGGAGUCUGCUGUCAAGUUCAUCGUUCGCAAGUUUCCAGCUGUGGAGACGCGAAACAACAAUCAACACCUUGCCCAGCUGCAGAAAGAGAAGUCUGAGAUACUGAAGAACUUGGCUCUGUACUACUUCACCUUUGUGGAUGUAAUGGAGUUUAAGGAUCAUGCCUGUGAUUUGCUGAACACUAUUGACGCCUCCCAAGUCUUCUUUGACAUUACUGUUAACUUUGACUUGACUAAGAACUACCUUGACCUGGUGGUGACCUACACCACACUGAUGAUGCUGAUUUCUCGGAUUGAGGAACGCAAAGCCAUCAUCGGACUCUACAACUACGCACACGACAUGACUCAUGGGUCCAGUGAUCGAGAGUACCCCAGGCUUGGGCAGAUGAUCGUGGACUAUGAGAACCCCCUAAAGAAGAUGAUGGAGGAGUUUGUCCCGCACAGCAAGUCGCUGUCGGACGCCUUCGUGUCCCUGCAGAUGGUCUAUCCCAGACGCAAUUUGUCAGCUGACCAGUGGAGGAAUGCCCAACUGCUGAGCUUGAUCAGUGCACCCAGCACCAUGCUGAACCCUGCCCAGUCAGACACAAUGCCCUGUGAAUAUCUGUCUUUGGAGACAAUGGAGAAGUGGAUUGUGUUGGGCUUCAUUUUGGCCCACACGGCAUUGAACAGUGAGCCAGUAGCCCUCAGCUUGUGGAAGCUGGCGCUCCAGAGCAGCUCCUGCCUGUGCCUAUUCAGGGACGAGGUCUUCCACAUCCACAAGGCCACCGAGGAUCUAUUUGUUAAUAUCCGCGGGUUCAACAAGCGUAUCAAUGAUAUCAGGGAAUGUAAAGAGGCAGCAUUAUCACAUGCGGGUUCCAUGCACAGGGAAAGACGGCGGUUUUUGAGGUCUGCGCUAAAAGAACUAGCCACAGUGCUAGCAGACCAGCCGGGACUGCUUGGCCCAAAGGCGCUGUUUGUCUUCAUGGCAUUGUCCUUUGCCCGGGAUGAGAUCGUCUGGCUGCUGCGUCAUGCUGAUAAUGUUCAGAAGAAGAACACAGAUGACUUCAUCGACAAGCAUAUUGCGGAGCUCAUCUUCUACAUGGAGGACCUGAGGUUCCACAUUCGCAAAUACGGCCCGGUGAUGCAGCGCUACUACGUGCAGUACCUGUCUGGGUUUGAUGCUGUCAUGCUCAAUGAGUUGGUGCAGAACCUGUCUGUUUGUCCAGAGGAUGAAUCCAUCAUAAUGUCCUCGUUCGUGAACACCAUGACGUCCCUCACCGUGAAACAGGUGGAAGAUGGCGAGGUGUUUGAUUUCAGGGGCAUGCGGCUCGACUGGUUCAGAUUACAGGCCUACACUAGCGUUUCAAAAGCCACACUUGGAAUCGCAGACCACCGUGACCUGGGCAAGAUGAUGAACACCAUCAUAUUCCACACGAAGAUGGUGGACUCGCUGGUGGAAAUGCUGGCGGAGACCUCUGACCUCUCCGUAUUCUGCUUCUACAGCCGUGCAUUUGAGAGGAUGUUCCAGCAGUGCCUGGAGCUGCCCUCUCAGUCCCGCCACUCCAUCGCCUUCCCCCUGCUCUGCACCCACUUUAUGAGCUGCACUCAUGAGCUGUGCCCCGAGGAGCGACACCAUAUUGGCGACCGCAGCCUGUCUCUGUGUAACAUGUUCCUGGAUGAGAUGGCCAAGCAGGCACGCAACCUCAUCACCGACAUCUGCACAGAGCAGUGUGCCCUGAGCGACCAGCUGCUGCCCAAAUACUGUGCCAAGACCAUAAGCCAGGCAGUGACCAAGAAAUCGAAGAAACCGCCAGGGAAGAAGGGCGAACCAGAGCUGGAGAAGCCGGGUGUGGAGAGCAUGAGGAAGAGCCGUCUGCUGGUUACUAACCUGGACAAACUGCACACGGCGCUGUCAGAGCUCUCCUUCUCCAUUAACUAUGUGUCCAGCAUGCCGGUGUGGGAACACAGCUUCACCCCCCGGGAGUACCUCACCGCACACCUGGAGAUCCGCUUCACCAAGGCUAUUGUGGGCAUGACCAUGUACAACCAGGCAACACAGGAGAUCGCCAAGCCCUCAGAGCUGCUUAGCAGUGUGCGCGCCUACAUGUCCGUUCUGCAGGCCAUCGAGAACCACGUGCAGAUCGACAUCACACGAGUCUUUAACAAUGUUCUGCUGCAGCAGACACAGCACCUCGAUAGCCAUGGCGAACCCACCAUCACCAGCCUCUACACCAACUGGUAUCUGGAGACCUUGCUGCGGCAGGUGAGCAACGGUCACAUUGCCUACUUCCCAGCCAUGAAGGCCUUUGUGAAUCUUCCUACAGAGAAUGAGCUGUCCUUCACCGCCGAGGAGUAUUCUGACAUAUCCGAGAUGAGGUCCCUGUCGGAGUUGUUGGGGCCAUAUGGCAUGAAGUUCCUCAGCGAGAGCCUCAUGUGGCAUAUCUCCUCACAGGUGGCCGAGCUCAAGAAAUUGGUGGUGGAGAACAUGGACAUUCUGACCCAGAUGAGGACCAGCUUUGAUAAGCCCGACCAGAUGGUGGCGCUCUUUAAGAAGCUGUCAUCCGUGGACAGCGUGCUGAAGAGGAUGACCAUCAUCGGUGUCAUCCUAUCCUUCCGCUCACUGGCCCAGGAAGCACUGAGAGAUGUGCUAUCUCACCAUAUCCCCUUCCUUGUGAGCUCUGUGGAGGACUUCAAAGACCACAUCCCGAGGGAAACUGACCUGAAGGUGGCCAUGAAUGUCUAUGAACUAUCUUCUGCUGCUGGUCUGCCCUGUGAGAUCGACCCUGCCCUGGUGGUGGCGCUGUCCUCUCAAAAAUCAGACAACAUCAGUCCGGAAGAAGAGUACAAGAUUGCCUGCUUGCUCAUGGUGUUUGUGGCUGUCUCCCUGCCCACCCUGGCGAGUAAUGUCAUGUCUCAAUACAGUCCAGCCAUUGAAGGUCACUGCAACAACAUUCACUGCCUGGCCAAAGCGGUGAACCAGAUCGCAGCUGCACUGUUCACUAUUCACAAGGGCAGCAUUGAGGAUCGUCUCAAGGAAUUCCUGGCUCUGGCGUCUUCCAGCUUGCUGAAGAUUGGCCAGGAGAGCGACAAGGUGGCCACACGCAACCGGGAGUCGGUGUACUUGCUGCUGGACAUGAUCGUUCAGGAAUCGCCAUUCCUCACCAUGGACCUACUGGAGUCAUGCUUCCCCUACGUGUUGCUGAGGAAUGCCUACCAUGCUGUGUACAAGCAGAGCGUGGCGUCUUUAGCGUGAGAUGGCACUGCGGCAGGCACAGGCUCCAGGAGGAUCCAUUCUAAAGCCCACAGUGGGCAAGCAUACUUUCUUCCACUCUGGCGAUGUGCUCUGUGCAUACUUUGUGCAUGAGGAGGGACAUUGUUGCCACGUCCCUGGAUUUCAUAUUGUGUAUGUGUGGGUGCGUGUGUGGUUUGUGUGAACCUGCUUUUUCAUGUGAUCUUAACUACCAGUCCACAACUGCUCGUGUGGGGCUCUGCAGAGCGGGUAGUGAAUACAAUUGACCUAAUUAACCAUCUAACCACUUUUUACCUGUUAAAUUCAUGGAGAUUACUGCACCUUCAUAACAAUGAUAAAUGUAUUUAAAGACAAAUAUAGCAGCUUGUCUGAA